Messenger RNA from Aspergillus glaucus CBS 516.65, 786 nucleotides. RefSeq lists its product as uncharacterized. Bases 1 to 786 code for a protein of 261 amino acids. The record is from RefSeq and is a predicted model, not a curated record. Lineage: Eukaryota; Fungi; Ascomycota; Eurotiomycetes; Eurotiales; Aspergillaceae. The transcript has 2 exons.
AUGACGGACGAGUUUCUAAGCAAGACAGAGGAUAUGCGGCUGGUGCGUGCUCUAUAUUGCUUCCAGCUCUACUGUAACCUGCUUGGCGUCAGCCGUUACCGCAGUGUCUGGGAUCGUAGGUGGGGCUUUGAUGAUGACAGUGAUAUCUUCAAGCUGUUUCUAUGUAUAUAUGAGUCUUGGGAAAUCGAGGGGAUUGCCUGCAUUUACAAAUUUGCUGAGGAGGAGCUUGACCGGAUUUUCAGUGAUAUCUACCAUGAUGUACACCUUACAAAUCCAAAGGUUGAACAUUAUCCACCCACCACAACAAGAGCAUUUGAUUUUGAUAGUGAAUGGAACGGAGAAUGUCUACUGGGGGGAACACUCUCCCGCGGCCUCGAGCUUUUGCAAUGUGUCUUUCAGAUCAAGGAUCACACAGUCCUGGUCUCAACAAUGCAGGAGCGCAUUGAACGACCAACACUCAAAUUCCAAGAUAAAAGCCUGGAUGAUACAACACAUGAUGUGCGGCAGCAAGAGUUACAAGAAUUAGGUGAAGGGUGGCGCGGCCCGUCACCUUUUCAAGGUGAAAAUGAGAAGCAUCCACCGCUGUCAUGCACAAUAGCAUGGCGGGAUUUCUACACCAGUGCAUGGCUAUCUGAGACUAAUGGUGAUAUCCGCCGCUGGGGACACAUUAUGUGGGAUGCGGCACGACUUGAGCGCACGGGUGCGAAAGACUUGUUGAUUCGGAAGCAGGAGGAGCGCUGGAAGGGUGAGGAGUGGAAUAUUCUGGAUUAUACAGUACCAGUAUAG